This is a messenger RNA of Hyaena hyaena (striped hyena), 2384 nucleotides long. RefSeq names its product cadherin related family member 5 (gene CDHR5). Gene Ontology annotation, molecular function: cadherin binding; calcium ion binding. The coding region runs from base 1 to 2295 and encodes 764 amino acids. Gene Ontology annotation, biological process: cell morphogenesis; adherens junction organization; homophilic cell-cell adhesion. The transcript is spliced from 16 exons. The record is from RefSeq and is a predicted model, not a curated record. NCBI's taxonomy places the organism in Eukaryota, Metazoa, Chordata, Mammalia, Carnivora, Hyaenidae. Gene Ontology annotation, cellular component: catenin complex; adherens junction; plasma membrane.
AUGGGGGCUUGGGCCCUGUUGCUGCCGCUGCUCGUGGCCACGGCCCAGGCCCAGGUCUGCUCUGUGACCAACACCUACUUGGAAGUCCGGGAGAACACGAACAGAAGCGAGCCCCUGGCUGACAUCUACGUCCCUGACGGCCAGCAGGUGACCCUCGGGGCCUCGUCCACUCCCUCGGCGUUUCGGAUCCAGGGGACUCAGCUGUUCCUCAACGUGACUCCUGACUAUGAGAGCCACACGAUGCUGCAGGCGCACCUGGAGUGCAGAAGAGGCGACACUGUGGUGACUCAGCUGCGCGUGUUUGUGCUUGUGCUGGACAUCAAUGACAAUGUGCCCGAGUUCCCCUUCGUGACCAAGGUUGAGACUGUGUCUGAGGACACUAAAGUGAACACCACUGUCAUCCCUGAGACCAGACUGAAGGCCCAGGAUCCCGAUGAGAAUGACAUCUUGUUCUAUACCCUCCAGGAGGUGACCCCGGGUGCCAGUAACUUCUUCUCCUUGGUGGGUGCCAACCUCCCCGCCUUGCGGCUGGACCAGACACUGGACUUCUACAGGUGGCAGAACAUGACCUUCCGGCUGCUGGCGCGGGACACGCAGGAGGAGAAUGUGGAGCCCAGCCACACGGCCACGGCCACCCUGGUCCUGGAGGUGCAGCCUGCUGACCUUCGACCCCCCUGGUUCCUGCCCUGCGCCUAUUCAGACUCUAACGUCUGCAUCCAAGCCCAGUACCACGGGACUGUCCCCACAGGGCACAAACUGCCGGACCCCCUCAUCCUGCGUCCGGGGCCCAUCUAUGCCGUGGACGGGGACUGGGGCAUCAACCAGCAUAUCCUCUACAGCAUCGUGAGCGAGCAAGACGAUGGCACGUUUGUCGUGGAUGCUGACUCGGGCAACCUCACCAUGAGCAGGGCUGUCCCCAGCCCGAAGAUCUUCACUCUGGUGGUCAAGGGUGAGCAGGCGGACCAUGCCCGCUACUCGGUGACCCAGGUCACGAUCGAGGCCCGAAAUGCCAACGGGAGCCUGCUCCACUUCCCCGAGAGCUGGUACCGCGGCACCGUGGCGCUCGGCUCUGGCGCAGGCGUUCCGGUCAGGGAUGCGGCCUCCCCCUCCCAGCCUCUGAGGAUCUGGGCCUGGGACCCUGACUUUCCGGACCUCAACUCGGCCAUCACCUACCGUAUCACGAAUAACACCAACUUCCGGAUGGACGGCGAGCACUUGUUGACUGCUGCCCUGAUGGCACACAAGGGGGUCUUCUAUGCAGAGGUGGAGGCCAAGAACACAGUGACCGCAAACGUAGCAAGCACAGUGGUGGAAAUACAGGUCCUGGAGCCGGAGGCGCCCACCCCCACAGGCCCCCCAGAGCCCCCCACAUCCCCAGAAGCUGGAGGAACAGCGAGCAGAGCCACCACUGCGGAAGCCCCCAGGCCCCCGGGGCCCUCUCAGGGGCCCUCCACGACCAGCUCUGGGUGGGGCACAAGCCCGCACCCCCCCUCAGGCACAACUCUGAGGCCCCCUGCCUCAUCUACGCCUGGGAGGCCCCCCAGUGUGGGAACCGGCACCUCCCUCCCGCCAGCCUCACCCAGCGGGGGCUCAACACAGAUGCUGCAGCCAGGAACCUCUCAGCCGAUGUCCCCUGGGCCCAGCGGGGCCCCCCAGCCCUCAGGGACGCCAGGGUCUGGAGGCGGUGGCGCGGCGGGCGACGGCGGGCCGGGUGGCAGCCACGCCGAGGACCAGCGCUUCUCCUCCGUGGAGAUGGCGGCCCUGGGCGGGGUGCUGGGUGCGCUGCUGGUCCUGGCUCUGAUCGCACUCCUGAUCCUCGUCCACAAGCAUUACGGCCACCGGUUCAAGUGCUGCUCUGGCAAAGCUCAGGAGCACAGGGAGCCGCAGGUCUCCAGCUUUGACAACCAGGCCUUCUGUGCCCCCCAAGAGGCCAACUGGGCGCCGGCUCCCAGCCCCUCACCUGCCCCCACCCUGGCUGUGGCCCCGGAGCCUGAACCCCCAGAGCCCCCCAGCAUCAAAUUCCUAGACCCUGCCUCAGAGUCCCCAGAGGUGGCCCAGGAGGGGGGCAGUCCCACAGCCGUAAGGUCCAUCCUGACCAAGGAGCGGCGGCCGGAGGGCGGCUACAAAGCGGUGUGGUUUGGCGAGGACAUCGGGGCUGAAGCCGAUGUGGUGGUGCUCAACGAGCCCACGUCAGACGUGGCUGACGCCGCCGACUCUGGCAGCGAGGACAGCAGUGACGAGGCUCAGGGCCCGGGCGGGGGUCCCUACGACAGUGCUAGCUCCACCUGUAUCUAGCUGGGCUCCCCGGCCUCCCCGCUGGCCCACCCCGGGGUUGGCCGGCUGCUUGCUCGCCCCACCGCACUGUGCACAAUAAAUCAACAGUU